Messenger RNA from Cajanus cajan (pigeon pea), 3141 nucleotides. Lineage: Eukaryota; Viridiplantae; Streptophyta; Magnoliopsida; Fabales; Fabaceae. The record is from RefSeq and is a predicted model, not a curated record.
AUGGAGCGCCGGAAAACGAUGACCAUGAACUGGGCGGGCCUUGGCGGCGACGACGACGACGAACACUUCUUCGAGUCCAACAACCGCCUCUCCACCGCCGUCCCCUACGACCUCGCCUCCUCCUCCGACGAAGAAGAGGAUUUCGAAGACAGUCGUCUCUCCUUCGCCUCCACCAUGUCCUCCGUCCAAUCCAUCAAGCCUCGAAUGUCCAACUUCACCGCAAACUUCACCGCCAAGCCGAACUACGACGUCUGGAUGGCCGCGCCGGGAUCCAUCACCGAGCGCCGCCGGCAGUUGCUCGGAAGCAUGGGCCUCGACGACAACAAGGAGCUCCUCCAAGCCACCAGCGCCGCCAUCGCCCGCGCCAUCACCAGAAAGUUCGAAAACAACAACGACAACAAUAACAUCAACAAUAAUAACGGCAACAAAACCAAAAAGAUAAACAAAAGCAACAAUAAGACCGUCAAGAUCAACUCCAUCGCAAAAACCACCAAAAGCAUCGCUAACAAAACAAUGAAUAAGAAUCCAACCAUUCGCAUUGAUAAACAGAAAACAAAAGCGCCGCGCACCGCGCCUGUUUUCGUCCUCGUCCGGUCACGGUCCGAGGGCGACAUCGAUUCUUUCUCGAUGGAGAAAGCGAGGAAAGAUGACCUAAUUGGAAAAAUUUCAAAACAGCGGUUAACAAGAACCGCUACUGAGGUUACUCGGCGCAAACAUUCAUGCGCCGAGAAAAAACGAAUAGUGGUGAAGGAUGUAUCUGGCGAUUCGACGCAGUCGAAUCGCCAGUUAACCACUCCUGUUGUUUCCUCAGUAGGCGCGUUUUUCCUGAUAAAGAAUCUGGACACGGGAAAGGAGUUCAUUGUGAAUGAAUACGGCGAAGACGGCGCGUGGAAUAGGUUAAGCGAUUUGCAAACGGGGAAACAGUUAACAAUGGAGGAGUUCGAGCGUACCGUGGGACAUUCCGCGGUUGUUAAGGAAGCGAUGAGGCGCGCGAACCGUAACGAUAAGAAGCUUUCUUCGAACUCCUACAUCUCCAAGAGUUUGAGGCUGAGCAAGCGUAGAGGCGCGUCGUUGCUGAAGAAUAUAAAAGGCGUGGCGAGUGGAUUCGUCGGGGAGCGUGAGCGCGAGGCGACGCCUGCGGCGGGGGGGCCUGCUGCUGCGGCGGCAGCGCCGGAGGGGCAGAACGAGUGGGUGCGCGUGCGGCAGACAGGGAAGUCGCAGAAGGAGCUUUCGGCGUUGCAUUUGUGUCAGGAGUUUCAGGCGCACGAGGGGUGCGUGUGGACGCUUAAGUUCAGUUUGGAUGGGAAGUAUUUGGCGAGUGCGGGCGAGGAUAAGGCGAUACACGUGUGGGAGGUGCAGGAGUGUGAGGUUAUGCCGAUGAGGCCUGAGGAAGGGAACGCGGCGCCGUCGCCGAUUCAUCCCUCGCUGCUCAAGAAAGGGAAGAGUGGGAGCAAGAGAGGGGGCGCUAUUCCGGACUUUGUUCAUGUUCCGGAAACUGUGUUUUCGCUCUCUGACAAACCGUUUUGUUCCUUCAAUGGUCAUUUGGAUGAGGUCUUGGAUUUGUCUUGGAACAAAUCUCAGCAACUUCUGUCAUCUUCCAUGGAUAAGACAGUGAGGUUGUGGGAUUUGGAAACAAAGACUUGCGUGAAAUUCUUUGCACAUAAUGACUACGUGACUUGCGUGCAGUUCAACCCCAUGGACGAAGAUUAUUUCAUUACUGGCUCUCUUGAUGCUAAGGUCAGAAUGUGGAACAUCUCUGCACGUCUCGUUGUGGAUUGGACUGAUAUACAUGAAAUGGUUACUGCUGUUGCUCACACCCCUGAUGGCCAGGGUGUUCUAGUCGGUACACAAAAAGGGAAUUGUCGAUCUUACACCAUAGAAGAUUACAAGUUAUCUCAAUCUGGCACAAUCGAGGUUCGAAGCAAAAAGACAGCUCAGCUGAAGAAAAAGGUUAAUGGUUUCCAGUUCGCCCCAAACAAUCCAUCAGAAGUGCUCAUUACAUCAGCUGAUUGUAGGAUAAGAAUUGUGGAAGAUUCACAAGUUGUUCAAAAGUAUAAAGGCUUUAGAAAUACAAGCAGCCAAAUUACAGCUGCAUUUACUCCAAAUGGAAGGUAUAUCAUAUGUGCAAGUGAAGACUCUCAAGUGUAUGUUUGGAAGCAUGAAGAGUCUCGCAGUGCAGGCCCUGGAAAAGCCAAAACUGUGCUUAUUAAUCAAGCUCACGAGCACUUCCCAUGUAAAGAUGUUUCAGUAGCAAUACCUUGGCCUGGUACCGUAAGGGGUGAUCCACCACCAAUGCCAGGGCCUAACCCCAAAAAAAACAACCCUAAACCCGUAAAAGAUCAGGACACUGCCUCUGGCUCACCCAGCAAGAGAAUGUUGCCACCUCUUCCAAAGAAAAGUAACAACAAUGCCAUAGAAAGUUCCCCGGACUCCCCAGAUAAUAGUGACCCUGCAGCAAUUUCACACACAGAAUCUGGAAUUGGAGAUUCACUUGGGAACAGUAAGAGAAUGUUGCCACCUCUUCCUCAGAAAAGUAACAACCAGCCAGUAGAAAGUGACAACAUAGAAGAAGAACUUGAGGCAAUUACUCGGACAGACACAGGAUUAGGUGAUUCAUUUGCUUCAGGCUCAUCAUCACUUAGGUAUGGUGAUUCAGCUAGUAUAUCUGCUGCAGCUUCUCCAUCAACAUCAUCUAUGUCUUCCAAUUAUUCAUCUAAUGAUGGUUGCAAUGGUGCCUCAGCAAUGCAUCCUUCAGCAUGGGGCUUGGUAAUUGUGACAGCUGGGUUUGGAGGUGAAAUUAGGUGUUAUCAGAAUUUUGGCCUGCCUAGAAGGGUGAGGCAGACCAAUCUUUUUAUGGGUCCUAGUUAAUAUCUUUUUCCAUGCAUAAUUAACUUAGCAGCUUUUUCCCUCUCUGGAAGGGAGGAACGGGAGGUGAUAAAUGUGUAUUCACCUUUUUCUCUUUAGAUUUGCUUGUGAUGUCGCAAUUUUGGUACCUGUAUGGUUGUAUGUAUCCCUCUGGUUAGUAAGCCAUACCAACAUUGUAUAGACAAAAUACAAGAUAUGAAGUUGACAUUCAAACUCAACUCAUUGAAAGAAUUGACAUCAUAAAUUAGAGAUAUUAAGUUAAGCAAUUUUUUUUCC